Messenger RNA from Capsella rubella, 494 nucleotides. Its product is annotated as ubiquinol-cytochrome c reductase complex 6.7 kDa protein. NCBI's taxonomy places the organism in Eukaryota, Viridiplantae, Streptophyta, Magnoliopsida, Brassicales, Brassicaceae. The transcript is spliced from 2 exons. Bases 102 to 275 code for a protein of 57 amino acids. The record is from RefSeq and is a predicted model, not a curated record.
GAAUUGAUUCAUCGUCAUUUCGGUAAGGAUCUUUUGUGUGGGGUUUGAUCGAAAAUUUGAAAGCGAAGGAGAAGGAGAGAGCGAGAGAGAUCGAAGCAGUAAUGGCAGGAACAGCUGGUUUGCUCAAGGCCGUGAAGCCAAAGAUCCAAACGGUGAAUAUCCAAGCCGCCGCUGGAUGGGGAAUCGCCGCCGCAGCCGGCGCUAUCUGGGUCGUCCAACCAUUUGAUUGGAUAAAGAAGACAUUCAUUGACCCACCCCCAGCUGAAGACAAGUGAGAAACCACCAGAAUCCAAGACAAAGUGAAGAUUUUUCCAGUUUCCAAGUUUGUUAUCGCCUCUAUGGGGUGGAGCUGAAUAAUUUUUUUUGGUUCUUUUCUGGGGCAUUGUGUUUUCGUUUCUUCAAUGUAGUAGACUGACGUGUCUUCUCAGAUGUUGUUAUAACACAAGAAAAGCACAUACUCUCAAGUUAUUUGAAAAGAGAACCAAUUUUGCAUU